Messenger RNA from Fusarium coffeatum, 2124 nucleotides. RefSeq lists its product as uncharacterized. NCBI's taxonomy places the organism in Eukaryota, Fungi, Ascomycota, Sordariomycetes, Hypocreales, Nectriaceae. The transcript has 5 exons. The coding region runs from base 1 to 2124 and encodes 707 amino acids. Gene Ontology annotation, cellular component: extracellular region. The record is from RefSeq and is a predicted model, not a curated record.
AUGGUCAAGUCAACUCUUAUCCUCGGUGCCAUCGCCGCCUUCGGCACCUACAUCCAGGCCAAGGAGAUCAAGGUCGACGAAAAGAAGGCUGCCAGACUUUAUGACACCGGUGUGAUGCACAACAAGCUCAAGGCCAGCAAGGAGGCUGUUUGGGAGAAGCAAGAAGCUGCUGGUGCCUUCGCCAGUGAGCAGUACCCCACGCUCGGCUACACCAAGUGUGUCCAGGGUGUUGCAGAGGCCAUCAAGGGUGAUCCGCUGAACACCUUCAAGUGUCACAACGCCGACCUCUACUCUUUCCUCAGCCACGCCGACCUCGGCAGCACUGGCGGCAGAGGUUCAUCCUCAUGGGGAUGGACAUCCGACGACGGUCGCGAAUUCGUCGCCAUCGGUCAAUACGAUGGAACUGCCUUCGCAGAGAUCACCAAGAAGGGUCAACUCGUCUACCUCGGUCGUCUUCCUCAAUACUCUUCGCCUUCUCAAUGGCGCGAGAUCCGCAGCUACAAGAACUACGUUAUCAUCGGAUCCGAAGCCGUCGGCCACGGUAUUCAGAUCUUUGACUUCAAGAAGCUUUUGAAGAUUGAUCCUAAGAAGCCUGUUGUCUUUGAUGCGAAGAAGGACCUUACUAGUCACUUCAACGCUUUGUUGCCUGUUGGUCGUGCGCAUAAUGUUGUGGUCAACGAGGAGCUCAAGUACGCCGUUGCCGUCGGCGCUAUGCCACGAAAUGACCCUAUCUGUGCUUCUGGUCUUAACUUCUUCGAUCUCACUGAUCCUUCCAAGCCGAAGUCUCUUGGAUGCGCCAAGGGUGAUGGAUACGUCCAUGAUGCGCAGUGCAUUGUCUACCGUGGACCAGACAAGCGUUACCAAGGUCGCGAUAUCUGCUACGGUUACAACGAGGAUACUCUCACCAUCUACGAUGUUACCAACAAGGCCAACGUCACCAACAUCAUCUCGCGUAUCUCUUACGAGGGUGCUGCAUACACCCACCAAGGCUGGGUCCUUGACACCCAAAACCAAGAGUUCCUCGUCUUGGAUGACGAACUCGACGAGCGCGACGGCACUGGCCCAGGUGGCGACGGCUACCCCGUAACCUUCAUCUGGGACAUCCGCGAUCUCGAAAAGCCCAAGCAAACCGGUCACUUCAAGCACCCCACCAAGUCCAUCGACCACAACCAGUACGUCAAGGACAGCUACAUCUACCAAUCGCACUAUGGCGCUGGUCUUCGUGUUCUUGAUGGUCGUUCAAUUCCUUCUGAUCCUACUGGGGCUGGUGUCUAUGAGGCUGCUUGGUUUGACAUUUACCCUGAGGAUGACAACCUUUCUGGUGGUGGUACCGUGGCUUUUGUUGGAACUUGGUCUUCUUAUGCUUUCUUCAAGUCUGGGUAUAUCUUCAUCAACACCAUUGAGAGAGGUGCUUUCGUUGUCAAGUUGGCGGAGCAGGCUUUCCAGAAGCCGAAGUGCUUCAAUCGUAACUUUACUGGUCGUCAUGAUGGACAUCCUGCUACACAUUCUUUUGUCACUUCACCCGAAAUAGCCACCGCUUUCGUCUAUGACGGAGAUCUAUCGUUCAACCCGAUGACUGACGCUGUUCUCUUCCUCGAAGAAUCUGGUACCCCAUCACAGUUCCGCUUCACUCCCCUGCUAGCCAACGAGUUUCCCGAGACUUUUGUCGCCGGAAGUGAUUCGUACCAAGCGCCUGUUCUCAAUCCCACAUUCGAAUGCGAAGUCAUUAUCGACGAGGGAAGCGAUACGCUACAACUACUUACACCUUUCGAGCCACGGAGGAAUGGCCACAACAUGCUUCUAGGAGCCACGAACAGUUUCCUUCCAGAGGCAACAUUCCUCAAAAUGGUUGGCAAGGCAAGAGAUCCAACAGAUGGCAAAGUCAAAUUUGUUCACGAGGCAGCUCGAUCAAUGAAGAAUGCAAACAUCGAGUGGUGCAUCAUCGGCGACAAUAACUACGGCGAAGGAAGCUCACGAGAGCAUGCUGCACUGGAACCUAGAUUCUUGGGAGGUGUUGCUGUCAUAGCCAAAAGCUUUGCUCGAAUUCACGAGACGAAUCUCAAGAAGCAAGGGAUGUUUCCUCUGACGUUCAAAGAUCCAGCAGAUUACGACAGAAUAAAAUAA